Molecule: messenger RNA, 819 nt
Organism: Prorocentrum cordatum
Lineage: Eukaryota; Dinophyceae; Prorocentrales; Prorocentraceae
Source: the annotation of a GenBank genome assembly
GCCCUCUGCGAGGAGUUCGCCGGGAGGACCUCGGGCCACCUGGCGGCGCAGAGCGAGGCGUUAGCGAAGCGCCUCGACAACCUGGGGGCGCCGGUGGGUUCACUGGAGGAGCUCCUGAGCAGCGGCGAGAGCCUGCAGCGGCGCUCGCAGGCCAGCAGUGCGCUGACGCGCGCGCUGCUUGCGCUGGAGGCCUUGGUCGAGGCCGGGAAGGACUGCCGGGAGUUCCUGCCCGCGGCCUUGGCGCCGGCGGCGGCCGCUGGAGCGGCGGGGGUAGUGGCCACCAAGGAGCAGCUUCGCCGCAGCUUCGGUGAGCGGCUGCCGCAGAUGGCCAGCUCGGCGCUAGCACCGCCGGCCGGAGGCGGGCUCCUCGCCCACCUCUGCGCCCAUGCUGCCGGCCGCGCGUUGGCCUCGCUCUACGACUUCCGUGCCGCGGCGGACCUGGGUGCCGAGCGCGCCCUGGGCGCGGAGGUGGCGCAGUGGAACCUGGCGCUCUUGGCCACGGCCUCGGAGCUCGUGGAGGUCGGAGACUUCGCCGGCGCGCUGGAGGCGCUCGAGCAGCUCACCGGCGUGUGCCGCGAGUACGCCCGAGCUGCCUGGGGCGGGGAGGCCCGGCGCACGCUGCUGCUGCAGCAGGCCCGCGGGGGCGGCUCCAAGGAGGCUGGGGAGGACACCGCUAUCGGUCCGCAUGUGUACGAGAUGGCGAAGGGCAGUGUGCACGAGGUUUCAGAUCGCAAGCUCUUGGUCGAAUAUUGCAUCGCGUAUGACCUCGGUAUCGCCCGGAUGAAAGCCUGCACCGUUGUAGUGAUGACUGGCCUGUGA